GUGUAUACGUGUGGAUUUCUCUGGUUUUCUUAUUUGACGUGGUUGCUCAAUUCUUUCCCAGUCACUAGGGGUUUGCAAUUGACAUAAUAGGAUACUUUUGUAAAAGCCCACAUAAAGAAUAGGCUCAAUACACUGCCCUGCUCUUCGGCCUACUGGACGUAGGUUUGUUAUAAUGCGUCUUCAAACAAUGUCUUUCCAUCAAAAACAGUUACCAGCUUUUUCACUGGUGCUGUUAUCGCUCAUGCUUUUUGGGUUUACGUCCGCUCAACGAGUUGCUCCGGGUGUUCCACCACAACACUAUCAACAAGUUCCUGUCCAGCACAACCAACAACCACAAUACCAGCAGCAACAACAACAGCAAAUACACCAUGCGCCCAAUGUUCCGCCACAACAAUAUCAACAGCAAGUGCAAUAUCAGCAGGUGCCGUUGCAGCAGCAGCAACAACAACAAUACCAACAACAACAAACUCCACAGUAUCAACAACAACAACAGCCACAAAUCCAUCAGCAGCAGCAGCAGCCUCCACAACCAGUGCAACAACAACAACAGGCACAUUCUCCACAUCAGGCUCAUCAUGGUCAACAACAAGUUUUGAAUGCGGCCAACAUACAAGAAGAGAGAGCUCACAUUCAGGAACACAUGCAGGUUCCCAUCGAUACGAGCAAAAUGUCUGAAGCAGAACUUCAAUUUCACUACUUCAAAAUGCAUGAUUCCGAUAACAACAACAAAUUGGAUGGUUGCGAACUCAUAAAAUCACUUAUUCAUUGGCACGAGCAAGGAAGCAAGGAACAACCGCACAAUGAGCAGGCGCCACAUGUUGAGGAAAAGAUUUUCUCUGACGAAGAAUUGGUAGCACUAAUUGAUCCCAUCCUUCAAAUGGAUGACACGUCACGUGAUGGUUAUAUUGAUUAUCCUGAAUUUAUAAAGGCGCAACAAAAAGCUGCAGCUUCUCAACAGAAGCACCAACAGCAACAACAACAGCAGCCUCAAAGUGGAAAAUAGAGGAAAAUGAACAUGAAAAAAGUUUAAUAUUAUUUGUUGUCAGGUUAUUUCCUCUACUUAAGAACUCUUAGGUUUCCAUGACAGAAUAUUUUUGUAUAAAAAAUGUGAUUUUCAAUUCUUUACAAAUGUUUUUUUUUUUUCGUUUUCGGUUUUUAAGUUUUAUCUAAAACCUUAUAAUUUGAGUAGGAUCAUUCCAAGUAAAAGGCAACUUUACUAUUUACUUAAUUACAUAAAAAAAAAUUUGGCAUGCCAACAAAAACUAUGUUUAACGAAUUUUUUUCAACUUCAUACUCGAAAAUAAAUCUCUACACUUCUUAAUACCAAAAUUAUUUAAAUACUGUAAAAAUUGCUAUAUAUGCAUGUGGUAUGUACAAAGCUGUGCUCAUAAAAGUAACUUGUAAUGCGAACAAAGUUAGAUUUUCUACAGCAGAUAAAUAAGCAUUCGGCGAACAAAAUGAACGACGAAAAAUAAAGUCUAUAAAAACAACAAAUGCGCUUUAAUGUUAAAUGAAAUUAUAAAACAGAAUAAGGACUGAUAGUGAUACAAUUUCGAAAGAGAAUCAAUAAAGGAUUUUGUAAACAAUACACAAAUAUAUCUGUA
This is a messenger RNA of Ceratitis capitata (Mediterranean fruit fly), 1604 nucleotides long. RefSeq names its product putative cyclin-dependent serine/threonine-protein kinase DDB_G0272797/DDB_G0274007. The transcript is spliced from 5 exons. NCBI's taxonomy places the organism in Eukaryota, Metazoa, Arthropoda, Insecta, Diptera, Tephritidae. The record is from RefSeq and is a predicted model, not a curated record. Gene Ontology annotation, molecular function: calcium ion binding. Bases 173 to 1003 code for a protein of 276 amino acids.